Paramecium pentaurelia is the source of this 904-nucleotide messenger RNA. The record is from the annotation of a GenBank genome assembly. NCBI's taxonomy places the organism in Eukaryota, Ciliophora, Oligohymenophorea, Peniculida, Parameciidae.
AUGAUUAAUUAGAAUAAUUCUAAAAGUUUUGUAGCUGUUAAUCGAAGUCUAACAAACAAAAAUGUGUAAGAGUUUAUUCGUUAAGACUUAAAAAAACUAAGACGUAAGAAAAAGAAUUUGGAUUAACUUUUUUAAGAAGUAGAAGAAAUUGCUUAGAUUUCUUUAUCAAAGAAUCAUUCUGAAGAAAUAAUUGAUGAAGAUGAUUAAGACACAAUUGAAUUGAUUAAUUAGACUUAUUAAUUAAAAAAAUAAGAACUAGAAUAGAAUUCAUCAUAAAAUAGCAGUAGAAUUUUACCAAAUGUUUUAAGUAAAUAAAAAUCAGAUAGAUCAUUAAGAGAAUCAAAAGAUAUAAGUAAAUUAACAAGUAUUACUAAAAUACAUAUUACUUAAAAUGAUGAUUCACUUAUAAGUGAUAAAAGUAUUAAAUUAAAAAAGACUUCUUAUACUCAACGUAAUAUAAAAACAAUUAGACAUUCUGAUUAACACUCUAAAACAUAACCAAAAGUAAGAUUAUUAUCCAAAAAAUAAGAAAUCUAAACUACUUAAAAUGAUGAAAAAGAUAAGUUACCUUUAAUUUGGCAAUAAUAUUAUAAUAUUUAACCAGAAACAGAAAAAGUUGAGGUGAAAAACUCCUUUUUGAAAUUAAAUGAUCAAUUUAAAAAAAUGAGAGAAUAAGUACUUGAACCUUUCUUAAAAGAUCAAAAACUAAAAGUAAAAUUAAUGACACCACUUAUUAUAAGAAAAGAUAAACCAUAUUUUGUAGCUGAAAAUAAAGAUAAUAGUAUACUAAUUUUAAUAAUAUUAUCUAGAGAAUCUAAUUGAUAAUAUGAAAAAUGAAAAUACGAAUCUAAAUAGAGAUGAAUACUUAAUUGUUAGUUAUGAGCAUAUCUUAGAUUAUAUAUGA